AUAGGCGAGGAAGAGAGGGAGGGAGGAAGCUGAGAAAGUCGGGGAGGGAGCGAAGGGUUCGAGCAGAUGGGAGGACGGAAGGAAAGGAUCUCUCGGUGGGCUCAAGUGCGCGAUUAAAAGAUCCUGCGCGAAUCAACAAAAGCGGGUCAAAGCCCCCCCGCACCCCACACCCCCUCGCGAGCAACAUUUUGGUCCCGGCGCGCGUGGACGCCGUCGCUCUCGUCAUGUUCGUCCUCCAAAGUCUCUCCGGGUGCCUGUGACUUGUGCUGGGAGACUCGGCGCCGCCACCUCGCCCGGAGCGCUCCCCGGAAGAGAGACGUCGCUUGCAGGAAGCCAAACGUCGAGACCCGCAGCGUCGCUCGCCUCCGCCGGGGUUGAGGCGUCGGCAGCCGGGCAGAGUCCCACGCCAUGGCCGGGGCCAAACCGGGAGUCCACGCGCUGCAGCUCAAACCCGUGUCCGUCCACGAGGCUCUCAAGAAGGGAGGCAAAUUCAUUAAAUGGGACGAGGAGCCGAGCAGCGGUUCCCCCACCUUGGUCACCCUAAAGGUCGACCCCAAUGGUUUCUUCCUCUACUGGACGGGAGGCGCCAACAUGGAGGUGGAGAUUCUGGACAUUAGUACCAUCAGGGACACCAGAACAGGAAAGUACGCCAAACAACCGAAGGACCCCAAGGUCCGGGAUCUGCUCGGCUUCGGGAAAGGCGACAACGUGGAGGGGAAGCUGGUCACCGUCGUCCACGGCAACGACCUGGUCAACAUCUCCUUCCUCAACUUUCAGGCAAUGCAGGAAGACACGGCCAAGGUUUGGACGGACGAGCUGUUCACUUUAGCCACGAACAUACUUUCCGAAAAUGCAUCGCGGAACACGUUCCUCCUCAAAGCGUACACCAAGUUAAAGCUGCAAGUGAAUCAGGAAGGGAAGAUCCCGGUGAAGAACUUUCACAAGAUGUUUUCGGACAAAAGGCGGGUGGAGACGGCUCUGGAGCAGUGCGGCCUCGUCAACAACAAGUCCGACGGAUUAAAGCCAGAUGAAUUCACAUGGGAAGCCUUUCAGAAGUUUCUGAACAGUCUAUGCCUGCGCUCUGAGAUCCAAAGCAUUUUUGUGGAAAGUGGCUCCAAGGGGAAACCUUUCAACUCGCUGGACCAGCUGACGGACUUCAUCAACCGCCGGCAGCGCGACUCCCGCCUGAACGAGGUGCUGUACCCGCCGCUCAAAAGAGAGCAGGUCCGACAGAUCAUGGAGAAAUACGAGACCAACAUCAGCCAGCUGGAGAGGGACCAGAUCAGUUUGCAGGCCUUCACGCGGUAUCUGGGAGGGGAGGAGAACAGCAUCGUCCCUCCGGAGAGGCUGGACAUCAUCGACGAUAUGAAUCAGCCACUGUCGCACUACUUCGUGAACUCCUCCCACAACACGUACCUCACAGUGGGUCAGCUGACCGGUCUGUCCUCGGUGGAGAUGUACAGGCAGGUGCUGCUCACCGGCUGCCGCUGCAUCGAGCUGGACUGCUGGAAGGGUCGACCCCAGGACGAGGAGCCCUACAUCACCCAUGGCUUCACCAUGACCACCGAAAUACCCUUCAAGGAGGUAAUCGAAGCCAUCGCCGAGAGCGCUUUCAAGACUUCGCCCUACCCCGUCAUCCUGUCCUUUGAAAAUCACGUUGAUUCGGCCAAGCAGCAGGCCAAGAUGGCGGAGUAUUGCAGGACCAUAUUUGGAGACGCCUUGCUCAUUGAGCCAUUGGAAAAAUAUCCACUGGUCCCAGGCCAGCCCCUGCCCUCGCCGCAAGAGAUGCUGGGCAAGAUCCUCAUCAAAAACAAGAAGAAGCAUCAGCACUACCGGCCUUCCAGCGGCGGCAGCAUACGACGACGAGAACUGGAGGAGCAGUCGCCGCCCCACUCUGACUGCCCUCUGUUGGAAGGCGAGGGAGGACAGGUCAUGUCCAGUGCGGAGGAGAAACUCGCCGAGAGGAUUGUCAAAGACUCUGACCCGCGCAAGUCCAUCGGAGGCGAGGGAGAGAGCGAGGAGGACGACGAAGACGAACACGCGACCGAGCUGAAAAAGCCAAACCCGGAUGAGGGUACGGCCAGCAGCGAGGUCAACGCCACGGAGGAGAUGUCCACGCUGGUCAACUACAUCGAACCUGUCAAAUUUAAGAGCUUUGAGCAUGCCACCAAGAGGAAGAAGUACUUUGAAAUGUCGUCGUUUGUGGAAACCAAAGGAAUGGACACGCUGAAGAAUUCGCCCAUUGAGUUUGUUGAGUACAACAAGAACCAGCUAAGCCGAAUCUACCCGAAGGGAACCAGGGUGGACAGCUCCAACUACAUCCCGCAGCUCUUCUGGAACGUCGGCUGCCAGAUGGUGGCGCUGAACUUCCAGACCCUCGAUCUGCCCAUGCAGCUCAACAUGGGCGUGUUCGAGUACAACGGCCACAGCGGCUACCUGUUGAAGCCCGAGUUCAUGAGGAGGACGGACAAGCACUUUGACCCGUUCACAGAGAACAUAGUGGACGGAAUCGUUGCCAACACAGUCAAAGUGAAGGUGAUCUCGGGCCAGUUCCUUACCGAUAAGAAGGUUGGCGUCUAUGUGGAAGUGGACAUCUUUGGACUCCCAACAGAUACAAAACGGAAAUACAGGACAAAAACCUCCAACGGGAACUCGUUGGAUCCUGUUUGGGACGAUGACGCUUUUGUCUUUAAUAAGGUGGUCCUCCCCACGCUGGCCUCGCUGAGGAUCGCCGUCUUCGAAGAGAACGGCAAGUUCAUCGGACACCGCAUCCUCCCCGUUUCGGCCAUCAGACCAGGUUACCACUACAUCAACCUCAAGAAUGAGUUGAACCAGCCUCUCCUGCUGCCCUCUCUCUUGGUCUACACCGAGGCUCAGGACUACAUUCCCAACGAACACCAGGAGUACGCCGAGGCCCUGACCAAUCCCAUCAAACACGUCAGCCAGCUGGACAAAAGGGAAACGCAACUUGCUGUGCUCCUCGAGGAGAACUACGAGCAUUUCCCCAACCAGCCUAGAAACGGCGAGGCCAAAAGGGAUCAGGAGGUCACGCCGGGGCGCAUGGUGUCGCCGUUCCCCCCUCCUUGCCGACCGGACGAAUGCCCCGACAUCAUCCAGCCAGCGCAAAGCCAAAAGGAAGACCUCAUCGCCGCCGUCCUGGCAGACGUGCAGGCGCAGUCGAUAGACGAGCUCAAGCAGCACAAAAACUACGUCAAGCUCGUGAAGAGGCACAACAAAGACCUCAAGGAGUUGCGAAAGAAACACCUGAAGAAGGUGUGGAAUCUCAACAAGGAGCAGAAGACUCGGAGUACCCAGCUGGAGUGCGAUUUGCAAAGGAGGCGCAGUCAGAUGGAGAAACACCUCAAACGCAGCGUCAAGAAGAACGAGCCCCAAGAGCCGGUGCGGCGAGAACUGUCGGCCCUGGAUCGGGAGCACGAAACCAAGACGGUCCAGCUCAGGGAAUGGGAGAUGCAGGAACUGCUGAAUCUCCGGCAGCAGCUGCACUCGCUGGAGAGGGACAAGCAGCGAGCGUACCUGCAGGAGUCCUUCCAGAGGUUGAAGGAAACGGCGCACGAAUGCCAAGCGACUCAGCUCAAGAAUCUCAGGGAGAUGUGCGAGAGGGAGAAGAAAGACCUCCAGAAAAUCCUCGACAGGAAGCGACAGAACAGCAUCAGCGAAGCCAAGAGCCGGGACAAAGACAAGGCGGAGAUAGAACUGAACGACAUCAACAGGAAGCACAUUCAAGACUCUGUCAGCCUAAUACGCAGGCUGGAGGAGGCGCAGAGCAUGAGGCUGGACAAGCUGACGAUGAGGCAACGAGAGGUCCUGCAACACAUCGACGACGAGCUGCCGGCGCUUCAGGCUGAGCUGGACACCAAACUGAAGGACGAGUCCCUCCGGCUACCGGAGGAGAUCCGCCAGCACCUGCACCUGGAGCUCCAAAACAAAAGUCUGCACAAUAACGCCCUGUCCUCGCCCACGUCCACCAACGGCAGCCCGGCUUCGGGCUCGCCCUCCAACUGCUCCACGCCCAGCGACCCGUCCACGCCGAACCGCGGCACUUGGAACAGGAACACGGACAGCGUCACGUCCUCUGCGGGCGGCUCUGCGUCUUCGUUGUCGACGUCGGCGCUGUCCGAGGUGGACGUGUCCUUCACUUGAAGUUCUUCUUUGUACAAAUUCAUUUAAAAGGGGGCUGUAAGGAUUCAAAUAUGGGAUUGUAAUGAUUUCAAUUAUGUAGUUUAUUUUUUUUUUAACUUCUGUUUUAGUCAGAUAAGACCAGUCGUUCUUAGCAAAAAAGGUUCUACGGACUUUGCUUGAUUUUUAUGUUAACCGGCGAUCAUGAUUUUCACAUUUCAUAACUCAUGGGACUGUUUUGUGACUUUUUUUUUUUUUUUUUUACUUUUUUAAAAUUUUAUUUUAACCUGUAACGGCAGUAGUUAACCAGCAUGUGGCGCUACGGCCUUGACGUUUUUUUUUCGUUUUUUUUUUUUUUAAACCCCCACUUUGCACUGUGCAGGCGUCUCCUCUGAAGCCCCCUUUUUAGCAGACACACUACCAUUGUCACUUGAUUGUUGCACAAAUACAACGGUACUUUUAAUUUAUCGGACGUUUUUAUCUGUAAAUUCCCGUCCUCCCCCACCCUAUGCGAUGUUUUAAAAUUUUCUGCCAAAAAAAAAAAAAAAAAAUGUUUCCCUGUGGAAUUGUGGGGGUUAAGCAACGGCACUCGCCUUGAAUGUUUGUUUCCUGUGUGUAUGUUUUAGUUGUAAGUGAACUUUACUACUGACUACAGAUGCCGUAGUGACAGAUCAGGAAAGUCAGCGUCUUUUUUUUUUUUUUUAAAUGUCUGAUCUUUCCUGACCUUCCUCACUCUUUGAGCACUGGCUGCCUGUCUGUCUGAAUGCCCCCCCCCCCCCCCC
Molecule: messenger RNA, 4919 nt
Organism: Syngnathoides biaculeatus (alligator pipefish)
Lineage: Eukaryota; Metazoa; Chordata; Actinopteri; Syngnathiformes; Syngnathidae
Gene: plcb3
Product: phospholipase C, beta 3 (phosphatidylinositol-specific)
Exons: 34
Coding region: 409-4161 (1250 amino acids)
Biological process (GO): phosphatidylinositol-mediated signaling; lipid catabolic process
Molecular function (GO): calcium ion binding; calmodulin binding; phosphatidylinositol-4,5-bisphosphate phospholipase C activity
Source: RefSeq, a predicted model, not a curated record